UGAUCGAACAUCUUCCGCAGGAGCUGCGCGACAGAUUCACUGAGAUGAGAGAAAUGGACCUGGGAGUGCAAAGUUACUGGAAAAUUCCUAUUUCCAAGUGGGAAUACCUGGAAAAGUCAGGGAAUUUCAUAUUCCGAAAAGCGUACAAACCCUGUUACUCUGCGUGUCAUAAUGUAAAAGAUUAUGGGAUACAGCGCAAGAACCGAGUCAUUCUACCACGAUUGUCUUCGUAGUUUCAAUAAUCUGUUGUAAACUUUGUAGACUCGAUGGAUAGCCUGGAGAAAAAGGUGAAAACCUUCUUUUCAAACGCCAAGAAAAUGAAGCCAAGUGACAAGGAGGCGGAAUAUGAAACGAUACGAAAAGACUAUUACAAAACUUUAGAAGAUGCCGAUGAAAAAGUGCACUUAGCUAAUCAGAUGUACGAUUUGGUGGAUAGAUACUUGAGGCGACUUGACCAAGAGCUUCAUAAAUUUAAAAUGGAACUUGAGGCUGACAACAAAGGAAUUACAGAAAUAUUAGAAAAACGAUCCUUAGAAUUGGAUCAACCGCCAACCAACAGUAGUCAAAAAGAGAAUCGUUAUAGUUUUACUUCUACUAGAACUCGGGACAGUCACGGACAUUCACGGUCGGAGAAACGGAGAGACUCCAACGCGUCCUCGGUAUCGGUAGAAAAACGAUUAGUGAUUGAAAAAUCGUCGCAAAGUCUUCCAGAAUCACGACCAGCCUCGGCAAAUUCUGGUCCAAUAAUUGCAACUACUCUGCCGUCCGCGCCGACGGCAAUAGCUAGUACAGUUGGUCCGGUCAAUUACGGUUUAGGGCAUAUUGGCGCUGGUGGUAACGCGAUAGCUGCUGCUGCAUCGCAGGCAAUUGCUGCAACGCAACAAAUGCAGCAGGGACGGCGAACCGCCAGUCUUAAGGCGAGCUAUGAAGCCAUUAAUACCGGAGGUGUUCACGCGGCUGAAUUUAGUAGGGAAUUAGCUGGUGCUGCGCAGACUGCUAUAGCUGCCAUUCAAGAAACCACCAAGAAACAUAAAAAAAAAGUUAAUACUACAGUACCUAGUACCAGUGUGAUACCAGCGGCAGUUCAACAACCCGUGUCUCCCCCUGGAGUAACGGCUACAGCAACAGUGACAGAUGCAGAUAAUACAGAUUGGCCGUACGACCCGAACGAGCCGAGAUAUUGCAUAUGCAAUCAAGUGUCUUACGGCGACAUGGUUGCUUGCGAUAACCAGGAUUGUCCGUUUGAAUGGUUUCAUUACCCGUGUGUCGGAAUUUCUGCGCCACCGAAAGGAAAAUGGUAUUGUCCGCAGUGUACGUCUUCUAUGAAGAGGCGCGGUGGUCGGAAAAAUUAAUGAGGAAAGAUAUUUUUUUGAAAUAUAAACACUAAGGAUAAGGAAAAGUAAAAACAAAAACCGUAAAAAAAUGAAUACUACCUCUUAGCUACUAUCUGCCGAUUUAUUAUCAUCAAUUUACAUAGAACAGUCGACGCGAAUCUGAUGUUAGGUUUUUUUGUUUUUUAUAACUAUAGAAUAUGAAUUUUCAAGUUUAAGUUUUGCUCUUGUAUAGCGCAAAACCUGAUUCGAGUCAUAAACUCGUGUUUUAUAAAUGUGAGGGAUAUAAUAGCUUAGUUUGAGAAGUACCUAAUUAAACUGCGUGGCAUUCGUUUUUUUCCACACACCGCGUUUUUACCUGGGGAUUAUCUUGCAGUUAAAAAAAAAGAUGAGAAAAACGAACAAUAAGAAGAAAAAGUAAACUCUGUCAACAUUGGCGAAAAAUGUUUUUUUACCUCAGAUAUUACGUUCAACGGUCCCCAUAAGCUCAUUCGUUUGUAACCUUAUUGUGACCUUGUCUCUCUCUCUCUCUUUAAACGAUCUUGAUGUGUUUCGUAUAGAAUUUGUGACCGUGGUCAAGCUUAGCCAAUGUUGUAUCGAUCUUUCGAUCGUUACAAGUUCAGUAAACAAUGAAAAACAUACCAACUAUAUAAGUGUUAUGUGCUUUCAAAAAAUAAGGAAACGGAAAUGAAAGAAACCAAAAAAAUUUCACGAAACUAAAACGACUAAAAAAAUGUUUUAAAUCUAUAAAUAAAUGUAGCAAGCAUAAUAAUGUGUAAUAAGAUGUGUGAUGCGAUGGCACGAUUUGUCGGAAUCGCCUCAUUAUGAACGGUACAACUCCUGUCAUUGUAGAUAAUUGUAGAUCCAUAUCGUCAGUCGGUGGCAGAGCUCAAACUCACGAACAAAUGGGGAGGAAAGCUUUGGAGUUGAGAUGGCUAGAAGGGUUGUAGCGAGAAAGACACUCAUUCGUUCAUCACUUCAACAAUCCCUGGUUCCAAUUUCUCACAAAGAUAGAAGUUGUACUGUACAUUAUUCCGUUUCUCUUAAUUAUCUUACCGUCCUCAGUCGUAAAAUAAUAAAAGAGACGAUCGGUCAAUUGUGGUACAUUAACAGGCCAAACUGUCAUUAGCAAAUCCAAAAGUAUACAAAAAGAGAACAGAAAAAAAUCAUGUAAAUUCAAGAAGACAGGCUGACUACUAUUUCCGUAGGACUAGGACUAUGAACAUAAUAAAUGUAAUAUCUUGACGUGUAAUAAAUUGAACGAAAAAACGGCAAUUAUUU
Neodiprion virginianus is the source of this 2612-nucleotide messenger RNA. RefSeq names its product inhibitor of growth protein 3 (gene Ing3). Lineage: Eukaryota; Metazoa; Arthropoda; Insecta; Hymenoptera; Diprionidae. Gene Ontology annotation, biological process: regulation of DNA-templated transcription. Gene Ontology annotation, cellular component: NuA4 histone acetyltransferase complex. The transcript is spliced from 5 exons. The record is from RefSeq and is a predicted model, not a curated record. The coding region runs from base 267 to 1352 and encodes 361 amino acids.